AUGGCUGUGAAAACAGACAUGAGUAAAGCUUACGAUGGGAUUGAAUGGGGUUUUGUGAAGGAGGUUUUGAAGCUUCUUGGGUUUGAUCCCGUCUGGAUAAACUGGAUAAUGGCUUGCAUUGAAUCAGUUUCUUACUCCUUUCUUAUAAACGAAUCUCCUCAAGGGUUGGUGAAGCCGUCGCGAGGCCUCCGGCAGGGUGAUCCGUUAUCUCCCCAUAUCUUCAUCCUAUACGAUACCAUGUUCUUCUGUAAAUCAAAGCCGACCUGUGUCUCUGCGCUCAUGAAGAUCCUCUCUCUCUACGAAUCAGUUUCCGGCCAACGGAUCAACCCUCAGAAAUCUGCAGUUACUUUCUCGGCGAAGACACCUGAAGCUGUCCGUAAUCGAGUCAAGGAGACUAUGGAGAUAUACACAGAGGGCGGGGUAGGCAAAUAUCUAGGCCUUCCUGAACAGUUUGGACGUCGGAAGCGCAACAUUUUUGCCUCAAUCUUGGACAGGAUCCGCCAAAAAUCACACAGCUGGACCGCAAAGCUUUUGUCUGGUGCCGGCAAGCAAUCCUUGCUCACGCGAUUCUGGUGGGAUGCAAAUCCAGAGAAGCGAAAGAUGUGCUGGGUAGCGUGGGAGACGAUGGCACUACCGAAAUAUGCGGGUGGACUCAGGUUCCGGGACAUCGAAACGUUCAAUGAUGCGCUGUUAGCUAAAAUUGGCUGGCGCCUAAUAAAAGAGCCCAACUCCCUGCUAGCGCGUGUACUGUUAGGAAAAUAUGCUCGAAAUGUUUCUUUCAUGGACUGUCCUGUUCUGUCUACUGCUUCUCAUGGGUGGAGAAGUGUACUAGCGGGCAGAGACAUUCUGAGACGGGGGCUUGGCUGGGCUGUGGGAAACGGUGAACAAAUUAAUGUGUGGAAUGCACCUUGGCUAUCUUUCAAAUCCCCUCGCCAACCAAUAGGUCCGCCCCCUUUAGAAAGUCGAUCGUUGAUGGUUAGCGACCUACUAUGUCCCCUCACAAAUAAGUGGGAGAUUGUGAAGAUCAGACGUUUCUUACCUCAGUAUGAGGAUACUAUUUUGCAGAUAAAAACUAGCUCAACAGCAGCCCCCGACACACUCCUCUGGCUUCCGGAGAAAUCAGGAGUGUAUUCCACCAAGACAGGGUAUAGGGUGGGAAUGACUAGUGACAAACCGCUGAGCCUGGAGAAUUCACCGGUUAACUGGUUGUCGCACAUCUGGAAUGUCAAAACUGGUCCCAAACUGAAAGAUUUCCUAUGGAGAGUGGUUAGAAAAGCCAUUCCGGUUAGCUCUAACCUUGAGAAGAGAGGGUUUCCAAGCUUCAAUUGUAAAACGUGUGGAGCAAGCGAAGAUGAUCUACAUGUUUUCCUCAAGUGCCCACUCGCCGAAGAAGUAUGGAAUCUCGUUCCGACACAACACAGACCGACUAGUGCGCUUCCCAAUGUCGCUGAGCUGAUUAAACAUGGUAGUACCUUCACUCCACUCCCCCCAACAGGACUAACCUCUCCACUGUGGCCGUGGGUUUUGUGGAACUUAUGGAAGGCUAGAAAUAAGCUUGUGUUCGAGAAUAGAACCUUUACAGCUCAAGAAGUAGUGCUCAAAAGCAUUCAAGACGCUAAAGAGUGGAGUCAAGCACAAGAUCUAAACAGAGUUUCUUCGCAAUCAAGCCCCCUGUCGAUCCGAACGAAUCACACCUCUCCUUGCCCUCCACCGCCGAUCCAAACGGGAGUCCUCGUCUGCAAGGUUGAUGCAGCUUGGGACAACAUUUCAGGGCAAUGCGUUCUAUCUGAUUCCUUAUCUCUGAUCAAGUUAUUGAAGAAUGGAGGGUACCAAGCUGAACUGUUCGGUAUCAUCUUUAUCUCUCGUAACUUUAAUUGUGAGGCUGAUUCUGUGGCAAAAUCAGCUCUUGCCUUUGCUGUAACAAACCCCCUCCAUGGUGGGUAG
Molecule: messenger RNA, 1944 nt
Organism: Brassica napus (rape)
Lineage: Eukaryota; Viridiplantae; Streptophyta; Magnoliopsida; Brassicales; Brassicaceae
Exons: 5
Coding region: 1-1944 (647 amino acids)
Source: RefSeq, a predicted model, not a curated record